Metschnikowia bicuspidata var. bicuspidata NRRL YB-4993 is the source of this 669-nucleotide messenger RNA. RefSeq lists its product as uncharacterized. The record is from RefSeq and is a predicted model, not a curated record. The coding region runs from base 1 to 669 and encodes 222 amino acids. Gene Ontology annotation, biological process: autophagy; autophagosome assembly. NCBI's taxonomy places the organism in Eukaryota, Fungi, Ascomycota, Pichiomycetes, Serinales, Metschnikowiaceae. The transcript is spliced from 2 exons. Gene Ontology annotation, cellular component: phagophore assembly site.
AUGGAGUUCAGUCUCAACUUGACCGCUGAGCGGUCCGUCGUCCGCGAGUCUCUCAAAGGCGUGCUCUGGACCAUAUUCUUCCACCGGCUUUUCGGGCCCGUGGUGCCUGUGACCAACGAGUUCUUGGACGUGCCGUACCCAAUGGUGGCGGGCGCCGCCGACAUCGACUCGACAAUGGACCAGAAAAUCGACGAGCUAAUCAAGCAGGACUUCUCGCUGGCGACGCACAGAUCACAGCCGUCGGUGGGCCAGAUCGUGGUGCUGUUCGCGCAGAAAGUCGUCGCCAAAUCCAAGAAGCGGACCGGCUGGUUCGGCCAAGUCAAGGAGGAGCCGCAGGCCCACACGCUGCGCUGGGAGUCGUGGGUCAUCAACAUCAACUGCCUCCCUCUACUGUACCGCGAACACCAGCAGCUUGCAGCCGCGUCCAGCUCCGUCAACUCGGCCGAGAAGUUGCUCCGGCUCUCGGCACUCAGUUUCGAGGCCACCGUGGGUCAAGUCAUGGAGCUAGCCAACUUGCACAAGGACCACAUCCCGCCCAUCAUGACCCUUGAUGUGUGCCCGUUUCCCUAUGACAUCACCAUCGAUCCGCAGUCUGCGCCACGGCGGCCCCCGGCCGCAGACGACGACACGUGGACGCACUACAUCAAAAAGCUCAUGGAGCAGGUCUGA